AUUAAUUAAAGUGUUAAAGAUUAAAGCUUUAAAGUUGAAGCUCAAUCAGAAACAAUAGAAGUCCUUUCUUUAUCGCUUCUUCCUUCUCAUCCUCUGGAAGUUUAGAGAUAUGGCAGAGCACAUACGGUGGAGAACUAGACCCGGAAACGAUAUGAGUGUUUUUGAGGCAGAUCCACCACAAAUUCAACCCCUAUCCUCUCGUUCUAAGUCUAAAAUUUCUGCCCUUUUUCACUCCACAAACAGUACCAACACCACCCCGAAGAAGAAGCUGAAUAGCUUCACUCAGUCUACAUUCAGAGGGUUUGGAUGCACAGCGGCUGCAUCUCAGCAGGUUUCUCUGCCUGCUGUGAUUAGAACUUCGGCUGAUUGGGAUGGCAAGAAAGUGAAGAAAAAGAAACAAAAGAAUGUAAACAAGAAUUGUGAUAACAGUAGUGGUACUAGUAGUAAUUUUUUCAGGAUUGGAAGUUGCAGCAAUAAGGGGUCUUCAAGUGGUGGUGGUGGUGGUGGUGAUGACGGUGGUGGUGGGAGUUAUGGUAAUAAUAAUAUUGUUACUAACAGUAGCGGUAAUUGUAUGGUUGCUCAGGAUGUGUGGUGUGGGCCUGGAAUUGGGUUCUCUGGAGCUGAUGCAGUUGUUGGGUCUGUGGAUUGUGUGGUGGCCAGAAGAAAUGUUUCCUCUGGAAGAGGGAAGAUUGAUGCUGAGAAGGUCAACCAAAGAGAAAGAGAAAGAGAAAGAGAAAGAGAAAGGGAAAGGGAAAGGGACAGGGAGCGUUCUUCUUGUAUACCGCGGCGGACUGUCACUCCUGAGAGGUUUCCCUUUCCGGAUCCUGACCCUGGUUUUGGAUUUGGACACCCGGAAAUUGACCUGUUUGGACCCCGGUACUAUCGUCAUGUCCGACAUCCUUCCCCUGAUGGCCUUGCUGAGAUAAUGAUGCUUCAAAAUAGUUUGCUGAUGGGAGGAAGAUUAGAUUCUCAUGACCAUUUUCGAGACUGGAGACUUGAUGUUGACAACAUGUCAUAUGAGGAAUUGCUCGAGCUGGGUGACAGAAUUGGCUAUGUGAAUACUGGAUUGAAAGAAGAUGAGAUGGGAAAAUGCCUUCGGAAACUUAAGAACUCUGUAGCAAAUGGUUUAUCAUCUCAUUUGCCAAUCCAUGUUGAUAAGAAAUGCACCAUCUGUCAGGAGGAAUAUGAACAAGAGGACGAGAUGGGCAAGCUAGAUUGCGGACACAGCUUUCACAUUCAAUGUAUAAAGCAAUGGCUUGCACAGAAAAAUGCAUGCCCGAUCUGCAAGACUGCAGUGGUCACAAGAUGCUAGAACAACAGGUGCUUGUUCUUGGAUGACUGGAUUUGUUUCACAUCUCAAAAUUUGGUUGUAUAGAUUUUUAUUUCCAAUACAUAAUCAAGAAUCAUUCUUUGGUGUGAAGAACCCUCAACCUCUGGUUGUGAUGGGCAGUUUUUGGCAACUUGAAACUAUCAUCAUGUCAUUGACAUUUAUGAUCAUGAAAUUCUAUGGAAAUUGUUACCAUGCUUCACCUACUUAAAUUA
Mangifera indica (mango) is the source of this 1542-nucleotide messenger RNA. RefSeq lists its product as uncharacterized. The transcript is spliced from 5 exons. The record is from RefSeq and is a predicted model, not a curated record. Gene Ontology annotation, molecular function: ubiquitin protein ligase activity. NCBI's taxonomy places the organism in Eukaryota, Viridiplantae, Streptophyta, Magnoliopsida, Sapindales, Anacardiaceae. Bases 110 to 1312 code for a protein of 400 amino acids.